Sclerotinia borealis F-4128 is the source of this 2271-nucleotide messenger RNA. The record is from the annotation of a GenBank genome assembly. Lineage: Eukaryota; Fungi; Ascomycota; Leotiomycetes; Helotiales; Sclerotiniaceae.
AUGACAAUGGACGUAUCCUCCAUUAAGCUCUCCGACCUCCUCCACCACCCCGACGAUCUCGACAAAAUCCCCGCCCUAAAACUAGAAUAUACACGCAAGAAAUCCGCCGUCGAUUCACAACUCCGAUCUGGUCUUAAAGAACAACUCGAAGUGACGCAGGCAGGAAUGCACGGAAUAACCGAUGGACAACGAACUGUGCAGCUUAUCAAAGACGAGAUGAUGAAGAUUGAUAAACUAUGCGCCGAAGCACAGAAUAUGAUUAAGGAUUUCCCGAAUAUCAAUCUGGUGAGCCAGACGCAUAGGAAUUUUACGGCGGUGGAAACGAUGAGGAGGAAUUUGGUGGAUUUUAAUGAGAGGUUGACAAGGGUGGAGGGAUUGCUUGAAGAGGAUGAUAGGGAUGAGGAUAACAUGGGGAAUUUGCUGGCGAUUCAUUAUGAGUUGACGCAGUUAAGGAAUAUUAGGGAUGAUGCUAUGGAACAGAUAUUGAGGGCCGAUGAUGCGGGUUUACAGGGGACGCUAGAGGAUUAUUUUGCGAGGUUGGAUGAAACGAUUGAUUGGUUUGAUGAGCAUAUUGGGAAAGUGGCUAUGAAUCUGAUAGAGGUGGUUGUGCAGGGGAAUAGUAGUUUGGUGGUGAGAUUGGCGGUGGUUAUUGAGGCGGAGGAGAAGAGUGAUACGAGGGUUUUGGCGUUACAGGAGGCAUUAAAGGAUCAUAAGGAGAUGGCGGCGAGGUUUAAGAGUAUUACGGAUGGGGCGAAGAGUACGAGGGGGUAUAAGGAGAAGUUUUUAAUGGCUAUUAAACUCAAGGCUGAUGGAGAUAUUGAAGGAACAAAACAAGCCUUUUUGGAGGAUCCGUCGAAAUUGGAGAAAGCCAUCAGAUGGUUCUUCAAUGAUCUAAAUGCGGUUAAACAGGGGAUGGUACCGCUGAUGCCGAAGAAAUGGAAAAUUCUCAAGACGUAUGGGAAGAUAUAUCAUCAGUUGAUGCAUGAUUUUCUUAUUGGCAUGAUCGACGAUCCGGAUACGAGUUCGGCGAAUAUGUUGGCGAUUCUGAAUUGGCCGGAGAAAUAUUAUACCAAGAUGAAUAAGUUGGGUUUUAAGAGAGAUGAGUUACAACCGGAAGUCUUGGAUGGGAGAGAGACUGAAUUGGUUAGAGAUUUCAGACAACUUAUCAUUAAGUUCUUGGAUCAAUGGCUUGAUCGGAUCUUCAAAACGGAGAAGAAAGAUUUCGAUGAAAGGAAUGUGGAUGGUUCGAAUCUUGAUCAGGAUGAAUAUGGAUAUUUCCGUACCAAAAACUUGGUCGAUAUGUGGCGUAUGUUGCGCGAACAGGUGGAUGCGGCGGGUAAUUCUCAAAGAAUGGACGUCACAGAAGGUGUUGUCGAUAUCAUGAUCGUACGUCUCAAGACUCGUCAACAGACCUGGCAGGAGAUGCUCGAUACCGAAGCUGCCAAAUACUUCAACGCAACUACCGAACUCGAGGGUUUCCAAGCCUUGCAGGAUUGGCUCGUCGCUACUGCCAAUGAUCAAAUUGCCUGCAUCGAUGAUAAUGAAGAUGAAGGACGAUUCGGAUACCUCACGAGCUUCCGACAAAAAUUCGAGCCGCUCGUCUCCAGCACCUAUCUCGAGCGCGUAGAUAUCGAAAUCACCAGUCUUAACGAUGGAUAUGUUGACCUGAGCACCCAUUGCAUAUCCAAAUUCGCCACGCUAAUCUUCGCCGUCGAUUUCAAAACCGUCAUGCCCGAUUUCUUCACGCCAAAAUGGUAUGCGAAUACCGCUAUGAAACAAAUGACGGUUACAUUUGAGGAAUAUAUCAAUGAUUACAAAAAUGUAUUACAUCAAUCAUUACUCGAUAUCUUCAUCGAAGAACUCGCCAUCGAACUGCUGAUCCAAUAUCUCGGCUGCGUCCGCAACAAAGGAGCGAAAUUCAAGAGAAAUGACCCCUUUACAGAUAAAAUCGUAAACGAUGUAUCAACUGCCUUUGAAUUCUUCAACGGGAAUACAUACUUGACAGCAGAGGUUCGCGAAAUCAUCAUAGCCAAAUGGGCGGUGACGCAAAACUUCCUGGAAUUGCUGGAGUGUGAGAAGACGGUAGUGCCGGAUGUGGUGGAGGGGUUUAAGAGGGAAUAUUGGGAUUUGGGGUUGGGGUGGGUGGAGGCAACGUUGAGGGUGAGGGAGGAUUUUGAUAGGGGGUUGUUGAAGGGGGUUAAGGAGAGGUGGGGGGUGGUGGUGGGGGAGGUGGAGAGGGGGGGGGAGACUAUUAUGGCGAGGGUUAAGUAG